Messenger RNA from Xiphophorus couchianus (Monterrey platyfish), 4225 nucleotides. RefSeq names its product Rho family GTPase 1b (gene rnd1b). The record is from RefSeq and is a predicted model, not a curated record. The transcript has 5 exons. Gene Ontology annotation, molecular function: GTPase activity; GTP binding. Lineage: Eukaryota; Metazoa; Chordata; Actinopteri; Cyprinodontiformes; Poeciliidae. The coding region runs from base 207 to 905 and encodes 232 amino acids. Gene Ontology annotation, biological process: small GTPase-mediated signal transduction.
GCAGUGGCAAAUUCAAUCAGAUCAACUGCGGGCAUCCUCCAACAGACAGAAGCUGGGACGCUUUAUCUUACUGGGACUGUAUCUGAGCUGUUCUAUAGCUUUUUUCUUUUUUUUUUUAUCAUUAUCAUUAUUAUUAUUAUUAUUUGAUUUUGUCUGUCGCGUUUUGUUUUUUUUCCUGGAGAAAACUCUGGAGCGUGUUCGUCAUCAUGAAGGAAAGGAGAAAUACGCAACCGCUGGUGGUGAGAUGCAAACUGGUUCUUGUGGGAGAUGUUCAAUGCGGAAAAACGGCGAUGUUGCAAGUGCUGGCGAAGGACUGCUACCCGGAGACUUACGUUCCCACGGUGUUUGAAAACUACACAGCCUGCCUGGAGCUGGAGGAGCAGCGAGUGGAGCUGAGUCUGUGGGACACCUCAGGUUCUCCAUACUAUGACAAUGUGAGACCCCUGUGCUACAGUGACUCUGACGCAGUCUUGUUGUGCUUUGACAUCAGCCGCCCAGACACAAUGGACAGCAGUCUCAAAAAGUGGAAAAGUGAAAUCCUUGACUUCUGUCCAAGCACUCGAAUCUUGCUGAUUGGUUGUAAGAUAGACCUCCGCACCGAUGUGUGCACACUCAUGGAGCUGUCCAACCUAAAACAGACUCCAAUUACCUACGAGCAGGGCUCUGCUAUGGCCAAGCAGCUUGGUGCUGAAGCUUAUCUGGAGUGCUCAGCCUUCACCUCGGAGAAAAGCAUUCACAGCGUAUUUCGUACCGCAGCGAUGGCCUGCAUCAACAAGCUGCAGCCCCUCCCAAAGUCCAGCCCCACCCGCCGCCUCUCCAAAAGACUCCUCCACCUGCCCAGCAAGUCGGACCUGCUGUCCUCCUCCUUCAAGAAGGAAAAGACCAAGAGCUGCUCUGUGAUGUGAAGGAGGGCAGGAGGGGCUCCAGGUCCUCGUACGCGACUCCCAGCCCCAGCCUAUUUGGUCUCGGGGAAGGGGGGUGGGCAUGAUGGUUUUAUCAGGGCUCUCCUGCUGAAUCCUUCCCUCACCCCCCCGAAAACCAAACAAACCCUCAGAAGAGGCGGACACUCAGCUGUCCACUCUCUCCUGAACCUUCGAGCGCACAUCCAUAUUUUUUUUAAUAUUAGUAUUAUUAUUUCGCUUUUGAAACAGAACUUAAAACAGUAAAGGUUUGGGUUCAUUGAACUUUCUUUAUUUUCCCACCUAUAAACAAACUACAACAGUGCUCCAUCUGUCUGAUUUUACGCAUCUGUAGGCACAUCUUGAUUUAAUCCGAUAUGGAAGUGUGCGAUUUUCAAACCUUGUUACGUCAAUGCCUCUCAGAAAAACUGAAUAGAUAUUUUUCUAAGUACUUAAAUAAAAUCUAGCAUGAAACUGUUGGGGAAUUAGUAAAAAUCCCUUCCUAAGUGUGGUGUGUGAGGUGUCACCUGUUUUACCCUUUUCUGAUGAAAGAACAUUAUAUAGAGGGAGAAAGAGGCAGAAUACACAGAAAGCUUUUCUUGCCCCCUCAGUGGCGAUGGGAGCGGCAGAAGGCAGCGCUGCUGUGCGUUCAGAGUCCGGCCUUCAUCCACCUGGAUGGGCUGGAGAGCCGUGGCUGCGUGGCUGUGAACGACUCUGCUCCACCAGCUUCCAGUCGAGCAAGUAGCGAAGGCUGGCGAGGCUCUGUAUUUGUAAAAAUAGCAGCAGAUGCAAGACCAGGAAAUAUGUGUGGAGGUUUGAAAUGUGCUCCAUUCACUGCAGGAGCCCCUACUUCUGCUAAUGCAUCCGAAAUAGAAAGGCAAAGAGGCUUUUGUUGAAAUCAGCAUCAUAAACACUCGAGCUUCAAGCUGUGUGGGUCUUAUUUACGAGGCUUCAUUGCUUCAAGGCAGAUUUUAAAAUGUAAUUGUCAGAUUGACAAUUAAUGGUAAAAAUAUGCUUUGUUUCAUCAAAUAUUCUUCAGAAAAGAGUUGUAGCAUUGCAAUGAUGACAUUUUUUUUUAACUGUUUGCAGUUUGAAAAAUAAUGCCUUUUUAUUUUAUGUUCCCAGGUCAGUGAGAUUUACCAAUACUGUAAAAUGCUUGUGGAUUUGCAUUGAUCUAAUGUAGCACUCCAAAUGCAACUCUAUUCUUCCAAGACAAAUUAUAGCUUAUGUUUUGCGUACACUUGAACCUCUUGGCCUCCAACAAGCAUCGCCCACUGCUGGCGAGAACGACAAUGGAGCAAAAAUCAAACGCUUUUCGUCAUCGGCUUAAAUCUUUGGCUUCAUGGUUGUGUGUCUGUGCAGCUGUGAGUUCUGCGCUUCUGACCGUAAAGCAAUAACGAUUGAAGUGCUUGUGAUACAAGGUGUGGCAAUAAAAGAUGCAGCUUCGUGAUUACUGUCAUGCUCUAAGUGGUCGGUGGACAGACAUGUCAUUGAUUGAAACCAUUUCUGCUGUACAAACCAGCUGCUGAGCUCAUGUCCGUUCUUCUGUGCAGUCACUGGUUUUUGGAAGAACCGGUGAUGAAAACAAAUAAGGGAGGAGAAAUGAACACACUUCUGUUAGCUGAAAAUGUUAGUUUUUUUUGAUGACGUAGGAACUGCAGCGUCUUGCAAAAGUAUUCAUAUCGCCAAAACUUUUUCGCAUUCUGACAGUGCAAAAUACUUUGACCAGUUCCAAUCUGCAACCUCUGGAUCUAUGUGCAAGGUUACUGUCCUGCUUGAGGAUUAACCUGUUCCCUGAUCUUAAAUCUUUCAUCUCUGUGCUGUAUGGUGUUGCCACCUCUCUGUUUCACCAUGAACAUGGCAUGUUCAGGGUAAUGUGCAGCGUUGGUUUAGUUAGCCACAGAUAUUAGUUUAAUUAGCAUCCUGUUUUACCAGAGUAUGUUCCUCUCCAUGUUUGCUGGAUGUACUAGAUCUGCCAAAAGAGAGUAAUUUGCAUCCAAAUCAAUAUGAAUGGAGCGAUUUUCAUCUAUAGCUCUGCUGACGUUCAUGUCUUGGUUGCAGUUCUUGGUUACUCUGCUCUAAAUUCAGAUGGUGGGUUAAACAGUGCGCUGGCACAGUUUUAAAUCUUGACAUAGUUUUAUAACCAAACUCUACUUUAAAUUUUAUCUUUGCUAGCAAAUCUAUGAGGUCUUCACAGAAAGGCUGGAUUUAUUCUGGGAUUAAAUUAAUCACAAUGGCACUUUAUUUGUUUUACAAAUUAGAUUAUUUCUGAGGGUUAUUGUUUAAACUAGAUGUAAGAGUAAAUGACAUUUAACCCAACUGCUGGUAACCUUUUUUCGAUUUUAAAAUAAAAAUUACGCACUCUUUCCACUCCACUUCACAUUAAUGCACUGCUCUGCAUUGGUCUGUCAUAUGAAAUCCAAACUAAAUACUGUAUUUGUCAAAAUGUGGAGAAAAAAAGGCUGAAUGGCUAUGAAUGCUUUUGCAGGGCUUUAUAACUGUGUUUCUUGAGUGAGUUGGCAAUUGCACACUUUUCAAAUUAGAGAUUAACUUCAAAAGUGAACAAUUUUUAAUUAAGGGCUAGUGUGUGAUAAAGAUUAAAAAAAAUAACAUAAAGUGGGACUUAGGGGAACAAAUAAUCAAACUGCACAGGCUGGCCCUGUCCAAAGAAAGCUAUUUUUCCAUUCUUCUUUUAUGUGUAUUUUUCACUAUUUAACGCAUGAUGUGAGUUCUCGUUAUCUUGGAAAUAUCUUCCUGACAUGGCUGUUGUGUCUUAACAGUGCUGUGGAUUUCCCCCUUGGGCUUAGGAGAGCUUGAAGCGGUCAUUUCCACAAAGGCUUCCAAUAUUCAGCUCCUAGCUACAGUUCAGACUGCGGCUCUCCGUUAUGUAGACAGAUCAUUUCAGUCAACAGGCAGACACCGCCACAUCUAUUACUAUACCAUUAUUUAGCAGUUUAUGACCAAGCUUUCAAAUUUAAAAAAAAAUUAAGUAUUGGCUGAUAUUUUUUGCCUGAUGGAAAGCCUUUCUAUGAUGGGUUGUUCAGUGGCCAUGUCAGUUAUUAUGCAGCCUUUGUCUUGUAGUCAAUGUGUGGUACAAAUUGUGCAAUCAAACUUCUACGCAUGUCCUAUUAUACGGUUAUAUAUACUGUCUCUUGUUUUAUAGUUAUGAAAUUAUUGUUCUUGAUGUUGGUAUUUAUUUGGUGGCUAUUUUUGCCUUUUUUUUCGGUGACGUACAUUUGUUUAAAAUCUGUUUUUGAAAUCCUUCCUUUUUUGUUAUUUUUGUUUGUGUUUACUGCGGUGUUAAAUAAAGCUUGUCCUGGAACAUG